Molecule: messenger RNA, 1613 nt
Organism: Neohortaea acidophila
Lineage: Eukaryota; Fungi; Ascomycota; Dothideomycetes; Mycosphaerellales; Teratosphaeriaceae
Exons: 2
Coding region: 230-1306 (358 amino acids)
Source: RefSeq, a predicted model, not a curated record
AUACAUUAUCAAGCAGCGAGUCACAUACACAUUCGCGCAAGUGAUCAAGCUCAGAUUGUCAGGAUUAUGGCUCAUGUUCUCCAAACCCAUGAGUCCAUCGAUGACACUGCGUGUGUUCAAACAUGACUCAGCGGGAUCCCGAACUAUAAGAAACCCUCGCCCAAACUCCACGCAUCAAAGUCGUCCCAUCAUCGACUUGUAACAAAGUCGUUGAACCGCAAUCGCAAGCAUGACGAAGAUUUUCGUGACCGGCGUGACGGGGUAUAUCGGCGGCGAUGCCAUUUACGCAGUUACGCAGGCGCACCCAGAGUACGACAUUACGUGCCUCGUGCGAAACAGCGACAAGGGCGCGCAGGUGGUGAAAGACUACCCAAGCUUCAAGCUGGUAUAUGGCGAUUUGGACAGCGCGGACUUGCUCGAGGAGGAGGCGAGAAAGGCGGACAUUGUCUUGAAUCUGGCAUACGCAGACCACGCUGGGGCGGCAGAGGCCAUUAUCCGCGGGCUCGGCACCCACGAACCUGAGCGGCCGGGCUUCCUCAUCCACUGCUCCGGUACGGGCGUUUUGCUGAUCGACGACAUCAAGCGUGAUACGUACGGCGAAGAGUCAGACAUUGUCUACGAUGACCUCGAGGGCGUGUCGAAAGUCACGUCCCUUCCAGACGACGCUCCACAUCGACCUGUCGACAAGAUCGUGCUCGCUGCAGGGCAUACGACGGGUGAUGUAGCGAAAACUGCGAUUGUAUGUCCGCCAACCAUUUACGGCGCAGGUCGCGGCCCUGGGAAUCAGCGCUCGCAUCAAGUGCCCGAGCUAGCACGAAGCACGUUAGAGCAAGGACACGGGAUCCAAGUGAACGCCGGCAAGGCUCGAUGGAGCACGGUGCAUGUGCACGACUUGGCAGACGUCUUCCUGAAGCUGGUGGAGAAUGCGGCGGCGGGAGGCUCGCUGGCAGAGUGGCCGGACAAGCCCGCAGUUUGGGGAGCAGAGGGCUACUACUUCACGGAGAAUGGAGAGCAUGUAUGGGGCGAGACGGCGAAGGUGAUUGCGAAGGAGGCGAAGAAGCAGGGCUUCAUUGACACGGACGAGGUCAAGUCUGUCUCUGCGGAGGAGGCGGGCAAGUUGACGACUUGGGGUCAGGCGCUUUGGGGGGCGAAUAGUCGGUCGAGGGCGAAGAGGGCGAGGACAGUGUUGGGUUGGAAGCCAAGCGGGCCUCCCAUUGAAGAGGGGAUUGGGAGUGCGGUUGAGUAUGAGGCAAAGCAGCUGGCCAUCAAGCCCGGGCAUGCAAAGGUUGCUGCUGGCGAUGCUUAAGCCGGUCAAAGGGACGGGAGGCGAAGAUUGAUAUAUCAAAAAGUCAUGCCAGAAUGCUAACAGGCGGAGAAUUGACAAAUCGUCCCAUCAAUCAGAUUGAUGUAUGUCUCCCUUGAUUGGAUAGAAGUGAGGAUAAGGAGGUGGUGCAUGCACUACUGUACAACAACCUUGACAAGCAUCAAGCAUCUCGUGUCGGAGUGGAUGCAUGAAACACGAGGAGGUGUUUCGUGUCGGACCCCUCGGCGCGUCAGUUGAGGCAGCCGCGGGUCGGCCUCAGCCACGCCCGCGUUUCACAUGUCCGAAAGGG